Asterias rubens (European starfish) is the source of this 597-nucleotide messenger RNA. RefSeq names its product perlucin-like protein. The coding region runs from base 1 to 597 and encodes 198 amino acids. Lineage: Eukaryota; Metazoa; Echinodermata; Asteroidea; Forcipulatida; Asteriidae. The record is from RefSeq and is a predicted model, not a curated record. The transcript has a single exon. Gene Ontology annotation, molecular function: signaling receptor activity.
AUGGACGGCGCUUUUCAAGUCAUCUUAGUUCUGUGGGUUUGCUGUGGCUAUAUUUUGGCUGAGAUCUGCCCUCCCGACUGGAACCGAUACGGCGAGUCGUGUUACUUCAUUUCAAAUACCACGAUGGAUUGGUACCAAGCAAAUCGCACUUGUACCGAAAGGUCGCGAGCCAACCUGGCCUACCCAACCUCACAACCCGAACAGGAUUACAUAUGGGAACUAUUCCAGAACAAGUUUCCUUCUACCGAUCUCUGGAUUGGUUGUAAUGACAUCGAGGAGGAGGGAAACUGGCAGGAAUGUCCGAUGAAGAGCGGCACCAACGGUUAUGCAAAUUGGGGCGAUGGGGAACCCAACGAUCAGUACGAAUCCGAUUGUGGAUUGAUAAGGUUAAGUAAUAACGGCCUCUGGGAUGAUUAUCCGUGCACCCAUGGGCUGUUUGCUGUCUGCAAGCUCCCCGUCUGCAGCGUACGUUUGACACCCAAGUGCCUGCUCCGCCACGCUAUGGAGGAGCUAGAGAAAUCGUGCAGCGGGAAGGGUUGCCGAUCACACCCUCAAUAUCAAACCUCCCUUAUAGACAACUGCUGUGAUGAUCAGUAA